AUGAGGCGAAUAAUAGUGAGCAGCAACAUAUGGACUGUGUGUAUGCGAAGCUUCACUACUACCCAUCUAAGGGCUUGGAGUAGUGCUACUGUUUUACACAACAGAUUUGCACAUAUAUUAUCAAAGGGAGACAAAGAAGAUGUGAACCAGGUGGAGAAAGCUAUCAUGAGAGGAGAUAGCCGAGUCCUUUCAACUGCUGCUGUUAAAACUACCAAAGAUCCAAAGAAACGAGACGCAGAUACAGGACGUGAUCCACAGCAUAAUAUAGUAACCACACAGGAGGAUAAUAAAAAAGACACAAAGCAAAAAGAAGAAAAAAGCAAAUAGGAGAAGUAUGGUAAGUUUAGGCAUAGAUUAGGGGAAUGGAAGCUUAGUAUUUUGAUUGCGUUGGUGUUGCCACUGAGCUGAUGGAAAAUAAAAGUUGUAACCUUGUAUUCGUGGCUUCUAUGACAAUGUGUUUUUCCUUACUUUCUGCAGUAAGAUAUUAAAAUGGAAAGUAAAAGUUA
This is a messenger RNA of Cryptomeria japonica (Japanese cedar), 506 nucleotides long. RefSeq lists its product as uncharacterized. The transcript has 3 exons. The coding region runs from base 1 to 327 and encodes 108 amino acids. NCBI's taxonomy places the organism in Eukaryota, Viridiplantae, Streptophyta, Pinopsida, Cupressales, Cupressaceae. The record is from RefSeq and is a predicted model, not a curated record.